AUGGAGGUGACCAAGGGUCAAGUAUGCGAACGUCAGGCCUUUUUAACCCAGCGGCGAAACGCAUCGUGUACUUUGACUUUACAACAUAUUUUCUACUUACCAGGUCUUCACGUGACAUACAACGUGUCAAAACCGGAGGGGCAGCGGGUGACGUCGGUGACAAUCGGCAACAGUGGCGGUGGAAUUGACAGCGAGAAGUUCUACCAAGUUACAGCACCAGCUUACCUGGCUGGUGGAGGGGAUGGAUAUACGAUGUUCAAAGAAAACAAGAAGAACGUGCAAGUGAUAGGAAGAGACCAGAAGAUAUUUGAGACGUACAUCAGGAAGAAUUCGCCGCUACACGUAGUCACUGAUGGAAGAAUUAAAAUUAUAGAAGACUAAUAGUUUUAGUGAUUUUAAAUAAGAUUUGUUAGGCACAUCAUACUUGAUGUUAUUUUUGUGUUUUGUUAUGAUUUUUUUUCAUAAUACAACCGCCAAAUGCCAUGGGUGCUAUUUUUAUUUAUGCAUUUUAUGUCCUCGAUUCAAUAUUGUAGUAAAAUAAAUGUUUCUUUCUCGGCCUCUCGCGACACAUACUAGGUAUCUAAAUUCUAUUGAACAUGAAAAGUCCUGAAAUGGUGUACCUGUGUAAGGCAUGAGAAGGCAGGUAGUCAAUAGACACACUAGUCUCUUCGAAUACUGGAUCAAAUCUAGACGAACUUCUGGACAAAGAUUGAAGAUAAGACACACACACAAUGGACAAAUAGGUACGAAAAAGAGACUAGCUCUAACUUGCCUACUGACAAUAAAAUAUUCAGAGUUCCUGUAA
This is a messenger RNA of Ostrinia furnacalis (Asian corn borer), 805 nucleotides long. RefSeq names its product apyrase-like. Gene Ontology annotation, biological process: nucleotide catabolic process. The transcript is spliced from 3 exons. The coding region runs from base 1 to 381 and encodes 126 amino acids. Gene Ontology annotation, molecular function: hydrolase activity. The record is from RefSeq and is a predicted model, not a curated record. NCBI's taxonomy places the organism in Eukaryota, Metazoa, Arthropoda, Insecta, Lepidoptera, Crambidae.